AUGCAGUGGGGAACAUUCGUCCGGAACCGGAUUAAAGAGAUACGCGUACAUAGUAAACCGAACGAAUGGAGACACGUGCCCGGUGACUUAAAUCCCGCAGAUCUCCCGUCACGAGGUUGUACCCCCACGCAACUAGUGCAAUCAAACUGGUGGUUAGGCCCUACGUGGCUCCACAGGUUAGAAUCUGAUUGGCCCACGACACAAGGUGAGUUUAACGAAGAGGAAAUAAAAGGUGAAAGUAAGAAGUCGAUCUUAAUACACGCGGUUACCGCGGAAACUUCUAUUUUUAAAGUCGGCAGUCACUUUUCCUCUUAUAAUAAAUUAAUACGAUUCUUGGCGUGGAUGCAUAGAUUUUUCGCAAAUUGUAAAAGGGAAAACAUUAACGUGAAGCACGAAUUGCCUAAAAGAUCGUAUUUAUCCGAUGCAGAACGGAAAAAGUUACGCCUGACCCUGACAGAAAUAGUAGCAGCAGAAAUCAGAUUACUCAAAUACCUGCAAAACCAAAUGUUUACGAACAAAGAAAAGCUAUCCUCUUUUAGAUUAAUAAAAAGCGAGAACGGUUUAUAUGUCUUAAAGACUAAAAUCUUUAAUCGAACAGAUAAUCAUAAUUUCAUAUGUCCAGUACUUCUAGAUAGCAAUCACGAGAUAGUUUACAUGUUAGUAAAAGAAAUUCAUGAAGCUAUGGGUCACGCUGGAACGCAAAUUGUCAUGAACCACAUACGCGAAAGAUUCUGGAUUAUCUCCCUUCGAAAAACCAUAAAAUCUGUCAUAGCCAAUUGCAUGACAUGCAAAAGACAGAGAACGAAACGAAUGGAAUGUGAAACCCCCCCGUUACCCCCUCAUCGAGUCCGAGACACAACAGUUUUUGAAAUUACUGGCAUAGAUUUCGCUGGGCCUUUAAUUUUGCGGGGUGGGGGGAAGGCGUGGAUUUGCAUUUUCACAUGUGCCGUCUAUCGCGCUGUACAUUUCGAGCUAGCGUCGACAUUAUCCACUCAAGGUUUUUUAGAAUGCCUACGCAGAUUUAUAGCCAGACGCGGACGCCCACGCGUUAUACACAGUGACAACGGGACUAACUUUACCGGAGCGGCUAAUGCAUUGAGUAGAUUAGAUUGGCAAAGAAUCGCGAAGCAUAAUUCGGCAGUACAGAUUGAUUGGUAUUUCAACCCACCAGCAGCACCGUGGUGGGGUGGUUGGUGGGAGAGACUCGUGGGGAUUCUGAAAGCGUUACUACGGAAAAUACUAGGAAAGGCAAGUUUGUCAUAUGAAAGUCUGAACACGAUUCUGUGCGACGCGGAAGCAAUAAUCAACACGCGCCCUUUGACAUACAUGUCAGAAGAUCCUGAUGAUCUCAAGCCAUUGUCACCGUCAAUGUUUUUACAGGAGAAUCGAGAGUACGGUGUUCCAGACUGCGACAUGUUAUACCGCGUAAAGUUAGACAAAAAAUUCAAGCACAGGCAAAAGAUUCUCCAAGAUCUCCGGAAGAGAUUUCGUACCGAAUAUUUAGGUCAAUUAUUACUAAAAAACGGAAAAAAGAAAGAGACGCGUAAGAUAAGAAUCGGCGAUGUCGUUUUGAUUGGCGACGAUACGCAUAAACGUAUAGAUUGGCCGCUUGCACGUGUAGUAGACGCAAUUCCGAGCCGCGACGGUCAAGAAAGAGUAUUCGUUUUAAAAACAAAAAAUGGUCUGUUUAAGAGAGCUGUACAAAGAAUAUAUCCGUUGGAAAUUGUGCAGGAAGAAUCGAGAGAUUUUAGUAAGGACUUAUGUAAGCAAAGAGGAUUCAAGAAAACUAGCGAUAGAGCGAACUGUACUUCUAGCGAGCCACCUGCGUGUGAGCAGAAGGACCACGGUUCACAGAUUGUAACCACGCGAAGUGGACGUAUUAGUAAGAAACCGAUGCGACUCGAGUACUAG
Messenger RNA from Monomorium pharaonis (pharaoh ant), 1911 nucleotides. RefSeq lists its product as uncharacterized. Gene Ontology annotation, biological process: DNA integration. The coding region runs from base 1 to 1911 and encodes 636 amino acids. NCBI's taxonomy places the organism in Eukaryota, Metazoa, Arthropoda, Insecta, Hymenoptera, Formicidae. Gene Ontology annotation, molecular function: nucleic acid binding. The transcript has a single exon. The record is from RefSeq and is a predicted model, not a curated record.